GACAAUCCGGUUCAGUUUCAUUUGACGUAAAAACAAACGACACGGACCGAAAACUGGCUUACGCAUUGGAUAACCGCCCUUUGGACAACAAAGGAGGGAUAACAAUGGUUCUGUUAAAUAUACUCGAUCAAAUUCUUCGUCAGUUGGAUGAUUUUUUGGCGGAGGACACACCUUCGAAUAAAGCUCAAAGCAGAUGGAAAUGGAAGAGAUCAGUGGCGAAAAUUUACAGAAAUCUGCAGAAGAAAUCGAGGAAGAAUCUACUGAAGCUGCACAUUUAUAUUCAGAAACUGCUGCAGCUGAAGAUGCUGAAUAAGAGUUACGUUGGCAGCCCCAGUACGGCUGAUUCUGGGGACAGGGACAGGGGCAGCGGAGAGGUGGCUGCAGGACUGCUGGCAGUCCCGUCCAUCGCAACCCGUGGGAUCAACGUGGAGGAGAUACAACUAGACCGGAUUAUAGGGUAUGGGGGCUUCGGGACUGUGUUUCAAGGACGCAUGGGCACCUGGGACGUUGCUGUGAAAAAGAUGCACCUCAAUUCUAAGAACAAACGUGCCAGGAAGGAAAGCUAUAGGGCUGAACUCAACGCCUUGCAUCUGAAACAUGACCAUAUUGUGCAGACUCUAGCCGCAUAUGAUUUAGAUGGACAGACUGUGAUUAUCAUGGAGUACGCCGGGGAACUGAAUCUGCAGCAGAUCCUCAAUGAAGCGACUGAGGGUCUGGACGCAGAGAGACGAUUGAGAUAUGCCCUGCAAAUAGCUAAAGGUUUAAAGUUCGCUCACGAGAACUAUUUAGUGCAUCUUGAUGUAAAACCGGCAAACGUCAUGAUUACGAGCCACGACCAAUGCAAGUUAGGAGAUUUUGGCUGCUGUUUGAAAAUUGACCGAAAUACUGGUUUAGUGAAUUACAACCAUAGAUCUCUUUUGACGGGUACUUUUGCAUACAGGGCGCCGGAGCUUCUAAAAGGAGAGAUUCCGACAAGUAAAGCGGACGUUUACUCUUACGGGAUAACGCUGUGGCAGAUGGCAAGCCGGGAGCAUCCUUACGGGACUGAAAACCAACAUGUUGUUAUCUUUGGCGUCGUCGCCUACAACCUCCGACCAUCAGGUUUGCCCAUUGCCUUGCCGCGUUCUUCCAGUGAAGAGGAGGACCCUUUCGAGGUCUGUUUCCGGGACUUGUAUACCCAGUGCUGGGCAACAGAUGCCGAGGAGCGUCCGUCUUCCAAAGAUGUAGUCGAGAUUCUGGACAUCUAUGAUGAAUUCUCUCACAGUUGACAAACGUGUCACCUCCGUAACAUGGACGCCGUCAUGACGCCGCUGACGCUGACGCUAGCGCCAUGUGGUUUUUUCUUGCUUCCCGGAUCAACGCUGCGAACCAGUAGUGAGUAUUAUGUAACACUGCCUAGGCUCUGUUGUCUUGCUGAUUUGAAGAUUCUGCAACGGUUGGGGGCCAACGUGAAUCACUGAGAACCUGUGAUCUAUUGAAAUGAGAUUCUGCUUGUAACUUUAUACUGCGUGCUGUGCUAUAAUUAUUUUAUUCCCGAGUGUCAUCGGUAAAGUUACGAAAAUUCGCAAGGACACAAACUGCUUUACCGUGUUAGUAAAUGUGUAUAUAUAUAGUUCUGUUAAAUUCGUCCAUACGUUCAUGAUAUCGAGGGAUUUCAGUGUGUUGCUCAGGGGGACUACGAAAUACACCCUUCGCUGGGGAGGAGUUGGGCUGACUGGUUUCUGU
Lineus longissimus is the source of this 1725-nucleotide messenger RNA. Its product is annotated as serine/threonine-protein kinase mos-like. Bases 105 to 1268 code for a protein of 387 amino acids. Gene Ontology annotation, molecular function: ATP binding; protein kinase activity. Gene Ontology annotation, biological process: negative regulation of metaphase/anaphase transition of meiotic cell cycle; positive regulation of MAPK cascade; signal transduction. The record is from RefSeq and is a predicted model, not a curated record. NCBI's taxonomy places the organism in Eukaryota, Metazoa, Nemertea, Pilidiophora, Heteronemertea, Lineidae. Gene Ontology annotation, cellular component: cytoplasm. The transcript has a single exon.